This is a messenger RNA of Hevea brasiliensis (rubber tree), 531 nucleotides long. RefSeq names its product protein DOG1-like 4. Gene Ontology annotation, biological process: DNA-templated transcription. The coding region runs from base 1 to 531 and encodes 176 amino acids. The record is from RefSeq and is a predicted model, not a curated record. Gene Ontology annotation, molecular function: sequence-specific DNA binding. The transcript is spliced from 2 exons. NCBI's taxonomy places the organism in Eukaryota, Viridiplantae, Streptophyta, Magnoliopsida, Malpighiales, Euphorbiaceae.
AUGAAAACUAAAGUUGAAGAGAGGUUCUCUAAGUUUUUCGAGAAGUGGAUGUGUCAACUCGAUGAGUAUCUGCAACACCUGCAAAAGAAACCUUUAUCAGUGUUUAAAUUGGUUAACUCAAUAAGGACAAAUGGUGUUCUCAGUUCGAGUUUGGUUGAUUUGACACAAGAACAUAUGAGAAAGAUUGAGGCUUUGAGGGUGAAAAUAAGGUUAGAAGAGGAGAAGUUGGAGAGGGAAAUUGAGAGGCAACAAGUGGCUGUAGCAGACAGGAAGAUGGCGGAGUUGGUAAGGUUGGUGCUUCGAGUGAAGAAUGGGGAGCAAGUGAGGCAGGCCCUCCAAGUGGCACUAAAAGGAGUAAUGGCAGGACUAGAGAAGGUGAUGAAAGCAGCAAACUGUGUAAGGCUUAGGACUUUAAAGGGAGUUUUGGAUGUUUUGAGCCCACUACAAUGCGUGGAGUUCUUGGUUGGGAUUGACAUGCUUCAAAUUUUGCUUAGACAAUGGGGAAAGAAAAGGAUUUGCACCAUUAAUUAG